UUGUUUAUGCGUAGGGUAUUCAGUUUUUUUUAUUAUAUCAAUGAAAUUGUCUUCAAUUUUUGGAUCAGCUGUCAAAAUUUAAUUUGAAAUUAAGAAAAUUAUACCUUUACCUGGCAACUUGAACACCCUGCUGUUGGUGAGCAAUUAUUAAAGGACUUGCUGCAAUGUUAGAUCGUCGCCGGAGAUCCCAGCUAAGGCUGGAUCCCUUAAUUCCCACUCCAACAAGAACCACUACAAUGCGAAGGACCCGUCGAGUGUGCGUUAAUUUUGAAGCUAAUGAGCCCCUAAGAACUCGAAGAAGACGAAGAAGGGAGUUCCUCCAUCCUUACUUUAUGACCUACCCUCCAAUUUAUAACCCUAUGCAGCUGGGACAUCCAUGGGGCCUUGAUUUCUGUCCCAAUGAAAUGCCUUAUGGAUACGGAAAUUUAUUUGAAUCCACAAACCGUUUAAAUGCAGGCGAGCAAUAUGAAUGUAAUUCACUAGGAGCAUUACCUACUCCAGAGGAAACCCAAAAUACAUCAGGUCCCGAGAUUGUUCAUGACGUUAAGGAUAUUUUGAUGGGAUUGGAUGGCUAUUUGCAAGCGGAAAAGGUCAAGCUUAUCGAAACGUGUCAAGAAAAGACCAAUACCACUGAGAGCCUUGAGAAUCAAAGCCCUGAUCCCAAGGAAAGCCAGCUCUCUGUCCUGACCGAUAUUAUGUGUGAAACCAUAAGUCGAUUAAACAGCUAUAUAGGCAAUCAUUCCAAACAACAGGAGUUUCAGUCUCCUCUAAACCCUAUGAACCAGUUCAGUGGAGGAGUGCCACCUGUCCAUGUGUUGCAGCUACCGGUGCAACCAGUGAUCGUUCCAUCAUAUCCAUCUUCGGAAAACUAUCCAUCAUCUGAAUCCUUUUUUCAAAAGAAACCCCAACUGGAACGUUUACCUUGGUUGAAGGAGCGAAAACGUAAACGUCCUCUUAAGUCCACUACCUAUAUACACAUGCAGAAUCAGGAAAGUAGUACUGAUGACCUGCCAAAGAUUUUGGAAGCAUCAUUUUCGACCAAUAACAUCCCAAGAACCGUAAGACAAUUUACUAACGAUGCUGGCACCACCAUGUGGUGUCCCAUGGAUUGCUGUAGGCGAUGUUGCGGUGGGGUCAGGAGUCAGGAAGCCUUUUCUUCUACACAGGAAAGGAUACCAGAAGAUCCUGGGAUUGCUUAUUCCUUGAGAUCAACUGAUGUCUUUCCGCCUCCUUGCCUCAAGGCUCCACCACCAAGUAUUAAAUCAGAGGAAGAAAGCUAUGAUCAGGGACAGUAUUAUCAACCAAAGGGUGAAUCCAUCUACCUACUUGGCUCUCCUCAAUCAUCUAGUUAUAGUUCCAGUUGCGACUAUCGCCAUGAGGCGGGAAAUCUUAGAUAUUCCUUUAUAGAGGAAGAGGAGGAGCAGGUGGAUGAGGAUGACUGGUACCAAAGUGCUAGCGAUAAGUUAGCUGAACUGGAAGUGGAGCAAGACUUCUUUAGGCAAACUCAAAUGACUACUAAAGAGCAAAACCUUCAAACUGAUCCGGAAACCUCCAGUGAUAACAGCAUUGUAAAUAUAACAACCACUAGCGAUAAGGCUCUCAGCACCACAGAAAUAAAUCCAAUAACCAAACGAGAGCCAAUGAAAAUUGAGAGGAUCUGCAAAAAGUCUUCUUUGAAACAGCGCCUUAAGCUUAAAAGUGGGAAAAGUACUCACAAAGUAAUGUUUGAAAAAGUGCUGCACACCGAAGGAGUGCAGGUCCAACCGGAAAUGAGAUCCACGGGAACGGAUCCAAUUCCUACAAUACCCAAGGUCAAGAGAAAUUCUUGCAAGCAGAUACGCUCUACCUUUAAGUCCAAAAGAUAAACUAGGCAACUGAUGAAACAGACCAU
Drosophila suzukii is the source of this 1891-nucleotide messenger RNA. RefSeq lists its product as uncharacterized. Lineage: Eukaryota; Metazoa; Arthropoda; Insecta; Diptera; Drosophilidae. The record is from RefSeq and is a predicted model, not a curated record.